GAUAUCCGGUAAUUUGUGCCGUACCUUGCCCAUACAGCCAAUCCAGAGAUUCCUUCCUUUCUCCUUGAUAUGCUCAUGGCAUUCCUGUUUAAAGCAUCCCGGCAGAGAGAUCGAUCUCUCCCGUGUUCUUGCUGUUUCCCUGUGGUCGCCUUCGUCUCCCACUCUCCCUCUCCCUCUCCCUCCUCAGGAAGUCAGGAUGCAGGCGACCGCGCUCCCGCUCCCGCUGCUGUUGCUACUGCUCUUGGCUGCGCUCCCGGCCCCGUCGCUCGGCUGGGGAGUCGAUGGCCAUCUCAUGAUCUGCCAGAUCGCACAGGGUCGUUUGAGUGGCGCAGCGGCGGCGGCGGUGAAGGAUCUUCUUCCUUCGUACGCGGGCAAGAACCUGAGCAGCCUCUGCUCCUGGGCCGACGACGUCAAGUUCAGGUACCCCUGGUCAUCGCCGCUCCACUACAUUGACACCCCCGACGACCUGUGCAGCUACAACUACGACAGAGACUGCAAGGAUGAGGAUGGCACCAAGGGCCGGUGCGUCGCGGGCGCCAUCAACAACUACACCUCGCAGCUCCUGACUUACCAAAAAUCCUCAUCUCCCCAGUAUAACCUGACACAAGCGCUCCUGUUCCUUUCACACUUCUUCGGAGACAUACACCAGCCACUUCAUGUGGGGUUUACCUCGGACAAAGGAGGGAACUCCAUUGAUGUCCACUGGUACACAAGGAAGACUGUUCUGCACCAUGUUUGGGACGCGAACAUCAUCCAGACGGCUGAGGUCGACUUCUAUGGCGACGGCGUGGCUGAUUUUAUCGACACGCUGACGAAAAAUAUAACGGGAGCAUGGUCGGAGCAAGUGCCUAGCUGGGAAGAAUGCGGCAAGAACCAGACUGCAUGCCCAGACAUAUAUGCAUCUGAGAGCAUCACUGCAGCAUGCGACUGGGCGUACAAGGGUGUACAGGAAGAUUCAACCCUAGAAGAUGCCUAUUUCUCGAGCAGACUGCCGGUAGUCAACUUGAGGCUAGCGCAAGGUGGCGUCCGAUUAGCUGCCACUUUGAACAGGAUAUUUGGCUGAUGAGGAAAUACGUUCUCUAUGAAAGGACGUGGCUAAUUUACGGGCGUGCUGGAAAGAAUGUUGCACAUCAACUUUUCUUUUUUAGAAAGCCCUCUUCACCUGUAACUCUCUUUUUUGUGGAAAGUUUUUCCAAUUAAGCAUAAGUUAUCUGGACAAGUUACCGGAAAAAGUUGAUGUGACAAGUUUAGAAAAAAAGAAAAGAUUAUUUGUCUCCUUUCAUAGACGCGAAUCCUAAGUCACGCGCGC
Messenger RNA from Phragmites australis (common reed), 1309 nucleotides. Its product is annotated as endonuclease 2-like. Gene Ontology annotation, biological process: DNA catabolic process. Gene Ontology annotation, molecular function: nucleic acid binding; endonuclease activity. The record is from RefSeq and is a predicted model, not a curated record. Lineage: Eukaryota; Viridiplantae; Streptophyta; Magnoliopsida; Poales; Poaceae. Bases 197 to 1063 code for a protein of 288 amino acids. The transcript is spliced from 9 exons.